Messenger RNA from Medicago truncatula (barrel medic), 692 nucleotides. Its product is annotated as early light-induced protein, chloroplastic. NCBI's taxonomy places the organism in Eukaryota, Viridiplantae, Streptophyta, Magnoliopsida, Fabales, Fabaceae. Bases 40 to 633 code for a protein of 197 amino acids. The record is from RefSeq and is a predicted model, not a curated record. The transcript has 3 exons.
AGUUUUGCCUUGUAACAUUAAGGCUAGGAAUUAUUAUCAAUGGCUGUAUCAUCUUACCAAUCUAUCAUGUCAAGCUCAAUGACCACCAUUUCUAGCAGGUCUAGAGUUAACCAAAUCAGUAACAUCCCUUCUGUGUACAUGCCUAGCUUUAGAAGGAAUGCUAGCUUCAAAGUUCGAUCCAUGGCUGAGGAAGGGCAGAAAGAGCAACCAAAGGUACCUGUAGAUUCAAUUACACCAACAUCAGCACCAACUCCACCACCACAAUCAGCCUAUACUCGUGCACCAAAGAUGAGCACAAAAUUUUCGGAUUUGAUGGCUUUUGGUGGGCCAGCACCUGAAAGAAUCAAUGGAAGGUUGGCUAUGAUUGGUUUUGUAGCAGCAAUGGGGGUGGAAAUAGCAAAAGGACAGGGUUUGUUUGAUCAAAUAUCUGGUGGUGGAAUUCCAUGGUUCUUGGGGACAAGUGUGUUGUUGUCACUUGCUUCUUUGAUUCCAUUUUUCCAAGGUGUUAGUGUUGAGUCCAAGUCAAAAGGUGUUAUGUCUUCAGAUGCAGAACUAUGGAAUGGAAGAAUUGCUAUGUUGGGUUUGAUUGCUUUGGCCUUUACAGAGUAUGUUAAGGGUACCUCCCUUGUGUAAUAGAUUUCUGUUCUAUAGGGAAUGAAUUAAAAUCUGUAGAUUUUUGUUAGAAACCAAUA